AUGAUAGGACAGCGACUGUACGACUCCUUUACUGACCGGGAGCUGGAGUGUGAGGGAACCCUGCAGGAGAGAGACCACAAGACGUCACAAAAUAGCAAGACCUGUAUUGGUAACGCCGACAGCGGGCAGGCCUCCGGAGCCUAUAUCUUCAGACCCAACCAAUCAAACCCUGUGCCUGUGACGCAGAAUGUCCGCAGUUACCUGGUACAGAACUCCCUGGUGCAGGAGGUGUACCAGAACUUCUCCUCCUGGUGCUCCCAAGUGGUCCGACUGUACUCUGACCAGCCGUACGUGGAGCUGGAGUGGACCUUGGGACCUAUUCCUGUGGGGGAUCACCUUGGAAAGGAAGUGAUCAGUCGCUUUGACUCUAAGCUGCAGACAAAUGGGGUGUUCUAUACAGAUGCAAAUGGAAGACAAGUCUUACGGAGGAGGAGAGACUUUCGGGAGACCUGGUCGCUGGUGCAGACAGAACCAGUAGCUGGAAACUAUUACCCAGUGAACAGCCGGAUCUAUAUUAAGGACAAGACUAUGCAGCUGACUGUAUUAACAGACCGAUCACAGGGCGGCUCCAGCCUCACCGAUGGAUCGCUGGAGCUGAUGGUUCAGCGGCGGCUCCUGUAUGAUGACGCCCGAGGGGUGGAGGAGCCACUGCUUGAGUGUGGACCAUACAGCGAGGGGAUUGUAGUUAGGGGGAGACACCUGGUGCUGUUGGACACCCCACAAGAUGCUGCAGAUCUUCAUCGGACUCUGGCCCUACAGGAGUACAUGUCCCCCCAGAUUAUCCUUUCUUCUGGAGAUGGGGUGCCCUAUAGCUCAAAGCAGGACCCAAUCAACCAGUUCUCAGCCCUUCGGGCCCCACUGCCCGGCAACGUCCACCUCCUCACGCUCGCUCUGCAUGGACCAACAAAGCUUCUCCUCCGCUUGGAGCACCCGUUCCAGGGCCGUGAGAGCAGUAACUAUUCCCAGCCAGUCACAGUCAAUCUCCAGGAGCUGUUCUCCACCCUCUCCUUGUCCGAGGUGGAAGAAAUGACGCUGUCGGCAAAUCUGCCAAAGAGUAAGAUGAAUCGCAUGCACUGGAGAGCGGAGGGAGCUUCAGAUUCGCCCAAAGGAGACCAUUCUUUCUUCCUGGACCCCACAACGAUCACACUGAACCCCAUGGAGAUCCGCACUUUCCUUGCUACAGUCCAGUACAGAAAGUACACAAACUAGGAUAGCUGAUCACACCUCAAGGGGGCAGGAAGCCUCCUCCACCCUAUGCCUUCAUGACCGUGUACUGUACUGUGUGACAGGGCUCAAAAUAAACAAUUCUUCACAGGAAAAAAAAAAAA
Messenger RNA from Bufo gargarizans (Asiatic toad), 1328 nucleotides. It is a transcript of the gene MAN2B1, whose product is annotated as mannosidase alpha class 2B member 1. The transcript has 10 exons. Gene Ontology annotation, molecular function: alpha-mannosidase activity; carbohydrate binding. The coding region runs from base 1 to 1209 and encodes 402 amino acids. Gene Ontology annotation, biological process: mannose metabolic process. Gene Ontology annotation, cellular component: lysosome. The record is from RefSeq and is a predicted model, not a curated record. Lineage: Eukaryota; Metazoa; Chordata; Amphibia; Anura; Bufonidae.